UUCAACAAGCUCAUUAAAUCCUUCCGGUAUUUUAAAAUUUAUUUAAUUUUUGUUGCUAUAUUUAACGGGAAUGCCUCAAUGGUUUUUUAUUAUUAUACUGACAUUCAUUUUAGAAUUUCCAAUUUUUUAUUUAGUUUAAUUAAUUUUUUUUAUUUUAUAGCAAAGGAAUUCAAACCUUAUAAUGAUCAUUUAUCUCACUAUCAGUUUGACGAUCCCUACUUCCAGCAAUUUUUACCUCAAAACAUUACGCCAACUGGAAGCUGUGAUUUUGAUAAAUAUUUUCCAACAUUUUCACACAAUAUAGAUCCUGAGGGAAUAGACUUCCCAGCUUAUGAUGGACGUGUUUUUAAUACAGGUUUUUGGGGUGUUACAAAUGAGAGUGAAAAUAAUAUGAAUCAACCUGAAAAACGAUUUAUUACUGAUUUCGAUCCUGAAGGGAUUAUUUAUAAUAUAUCAAAUCAUUUUAAUGAGUUUGGAUGGCCUGAAGACGAGAAAUUUUUAUCUGAUUAUAAAGUUAGUUAA
This is a messenger RNA of Meloidogyne enterolobii, 522 nucleotides long. NCBI's taxonomy places the organism in Eukaryota, Metazoa, Nematoda, Chromadorea, Rhabditida, Meloidogynidae. The record is from the annotation of a GenBank genome assembly.